This is a messenger RNA of Daldinia decipiens, 1445 nucleotides long. Its product is annotated as DHS-like NAD/FAD-binding domain-containing protein. The record is from RefSeq and is a predicted model, not a curated record. NCBI's taxonomy places the organism in Eukaryota, Fungi, Ascomycota, Sordariomycetes, Xylariales, Hypoxylaceae. Bases 188 to 1375 code for a protein of 395 amino acids. Gene Ontology annotation, molecular function: NAD+ binding. The transcript is spliced from 4 exons.
AGUAAGACUAUUAUGGGAAGGCUAUAAGAUUAUUUAGCCAAUCAUAUUUCUUGAAGAUAAUUUAAGUACCAUAUCUGGGACAAGCUGAUGCUUGAGGAUACUUACACAAAACAAACUAUUAACUUUGGUAUUCUUUCUUUCUUUCUUUCUUAACUUCACUCAUUCUUGAAUUCCACGAAAUAUAGCCAUGGCCGAUACUGCUCCCGAAGUCCCCGCGGAGGAGCGCCAAGAAGAUAUCGAUAUAGUCGAUAGGAAGGCAGAGGCUCUCGCGGAGCAGAUAAAGAAGAGCAAGCACUUCAUCGUGUUCACCGGAGCCGGGAUCUCUACUUCAGCCGGUAUUCCCGACUUCCGCGGUACCCAAGGCGUCUGGACGCUCAUGGCUCAGGGAAGACAGCGGCCGAGUGCGGUGAACACCCUCCAAGCUGUACCAACUGCUACGCACAUGGCUCUUGUUGAGCUGCAGAAUAGAGGGAUAUUGAAGUAUCUGGUUAGCCAGAACUGCGAUGCCUUACACCGGAAGAGUGGAAUCCUACCAGAUAAGAUAUCUGAGCUACAUGGCAAUAACAAUCGCGAGUACUGUAAGGACUGCGGGAAGGAAUAUAUUCGCGACUUCCGGGCUGUCGCUUCGUAUGAAAAGACAGUCUACGACCACCGCACGGGGCGGAAAUGUGCGCGUUGCGGCGGAGCUCUACUAGACAGCAUCGUCAACUUCGGUGAGUAUCUCCCCGCCGAGCCCUUAAGGCUUGCUCGCAGCCACGCCAAGAAGGCAGACCUCUGCCUCGUUCUGGGUUCUUCUCUCACGGUGCCCCCAGCGAGUGGAAUCCCGGAAACAGUUGGUGCGAGGAAAACUGCGAAACUUGCCAUCUGCAAUCUGCAAGACACGCCACUGGAUGGUCUCGCGGACCAGCGUAUUUACUCAAAGGCGGAUAAGCUGAUGACUCGGGUUAUGGCCAAACUCGACAUUCCUAUCCCGCAGUUCAUUCUCCGCCGCCGCCUGAUUGUACAGAUGGAGACGACAGGCGGAAACCGGCAUCAGCUGAAGAUAUGUGGUGUCGAUGUCGACGGAACACCUAUGAGUUUCCUCCGCUCCGUAAAACUUGAACAGUAUUGUAGACGGGCAGCUUGUAUAGAGCCCUUCACUAUCAGUUUUCGCAGCGACUUAGAUAUAGGAACGGAACUGGAAUUGGAGUUGGAGUUUAUGGGGAACUAUGGCGAGCCAAACCUAGGGAUCAGAUACGAGUAUACUGGUGAAGCUGGUGCAGAAAUACUGUAUCUCCUUGAAUAUGACCCACAGACUGGAGGAUGGAAGACGGAGAGGCAGGAGAGUCAGAGUAUCGAUGAAAAUGACAAGCCUACACGGCGAGCGAAGAAAUAGGCUAGAUACACUGCACAUGGCAUCACUACCAGGCAAAGAACAUUAAAUCUUGAUUCACACUCUCAAAAGC